UUAAAUCACAUGGGCUCAAGAACAGUUUCAUAUACCGUGUCUAGGAAACAAGCCAACGGCAUCUCCUUAAAAUACAACAGCUACUGAGGAGAAGCAACAUUGCAGGAAAGCAACUGGUUCUAACUAAAAAGAUAAAAACUUUAUUUGCCAACAAAGAUGUCAGACAGAAGUCCCUUUGAAACGGAUAUGUUAACCCUUACCCGAUACGUUAUGGAAAAGGGGCGACGUAUUAAAGGUGCUACAGGGGAGCUGACCCAGCUGCUCAACUCAAUGCUGACUGCCGUGAAGGCCAUCUCCUCUGCAGUCAGAAAGGCAGGCCUCGCCCACAUGUAUGGAAUAGCAGGAACUGUGAACGUGACUGGUGAUGAAGUGAAGAAGCUGGAUGUGCUAUCCAAUUCUCUGGUUAUUAACAUGCUACAGUCCUCCUAUGGCACCUGUGUCCUAGUCUCAGAGGAGAAUAAAGAUGCCAUUAUCACGCCACAAGACAAGAGGGGUAAAUAUGUGGUGUGCUUUGAUCCACUAGAUGGUUCUUCCAAUAUAGAUUGCUUGGCAUCAAUAGGAACGAUAUUUGCUAUCUACAAGAAGACAACAGAAGAUGAGCCCUCUGAAAAGGAUGCCUUGCAGCCAGGACAAAAUAUCGUCGCAGCAGGCUAUGCUUUGUAUGGCAGUGCUACCCUGGUGGCUCUUUCUACCGGGCAAGGAGUGGACUGCUUCAUGCUAGAUCCGGCUCUUGGUGAAUUUGUUCUGGUGGAUAAAGAUGUGAAAAUCAAGAAGAAAGGGAAGAUCUACAGUAUCAAUGAGGGUUAUGCUAAGUACUUUGAUCCUGCGAUGACAGAGUAUUUACAAAGGAAGAAAUUCCCUGAGGAUGGCAGUGCACCCUAUGGCUCUAGAUAUGUGGGCUCGAUGGUGGCUGAUGUUCAUCGCACCCUGAUGUAUGGUGGGAUAUUCAUGUACCCAGCUAACCAGAAGAGUCCUAAGGGAAAGCUCCGGCUCCUUUAUGAGUGCAACCCCAUGGCUUUUAUCAUUGAGCAGGCUGGUGGGAUGGCUACCACAGGGACUGAGCCAGUGCUGGAUGUGAAGCCUGAGUCUAUUCACCAGAGAGUCCCAUUGAUUCUUGGUUCCCCAGAUGAUGUGCAGGAAUACCUCGCUUGUGUGCAGAAACACCAGAAAAGCAGCUAAUGGCAUUCACACACCAGAUGUUCCUCCCGCACCUGCUACAUUACUUUCCAGAAAGAGAAGCAAUCAGAAGACUUUGGUUUCUGGGAUAUUAGUUCCCCCUUUCACUGACAAAUAGAAAUAGUGAAGACUGUUCCUAAAGGUUUCAAUUCCCCUGGAAUACAAGUGCAAAAAUGUGUUAGUCUCAAUUUCUGUAGUACAAGAGUAAAAGCAAAGUCCUAAUUUUAAGACUAACAGUAGCUACUUGCUUAAUACUAACAAAGGAAGUGAAUUGUUUGGGUUACACUCUAUUUGAUCUGAAGCAAGGUGUCCGAUAAUGCAGUGGCUGGCAUUCUUUGAGACAAAGCAUUUUUAUGUCAACAGUCAAGAUUUCAUUUAGAGACGGUGUAUCUGUAUUUUCUGUUGGAGGUUUCGUUGCAGGCAAUUAUUAUUUUGUCAGUCCUCAUACUACCACUAGUCUUGUGAUCUGAGUGUGUUUAUGUUCCAAAUAAUAUUUGCCUUGGGUAAUUAUUAAAUAUUAAAAUUGAAUUACCUUUC
Caretta caretta (loggerhead turtle) is the source of this 1713-nucleotide messenger RNA. RefSeq names its product fructose-1,6-bisphosphatase isozyme 2. Gene Ontology annotation, molecular function: fructose 1,6-bisphosphate 1-phosphatase activity. Gene Ontology annotation, biological process: sucrose biosynthetic process; fructose 6-phosphate metabolic process; fructose 1,6-bisphosphate metabolic process. Lineage: Eukaryota; Metazoa; Chordata; Testudines; Cheloniidae. The record is from RefSeq and is a predicted model, not a curated record. Gene Ontology annotation, cellular component: cytoplasm; cytosol.